AUGUCUCUACCAUCACCCGUUCCUAGAGCGAACCAGAAGAUGUUCAAGCCGGCAUACUUUGACAACUUCAAACAGCAGCAGCAGGCUCAAUUUGACAUAAUUACAAUGGAAGGCUGGCUUGCUGCUCGUGGAUCGGUUUGGAAUCAGACAAACGCAGCCCUGCACCUCCCGAUCAUCCUCAAGCAUUCCAGCCGCCUGCAUUCAUUACAAGAUGCGCCUAAUCACUUGUCAUUUUCAUCCAUUCCAUGGGUCCGGAAUUCGCCUUCAAUGGGGCGGUUGCUCGAGGAGGAUGAGGAGGAUGAGUCUACAGAAACAGCAGAAGAGCCAGAACGAAAGAAUGUUGGCACAACAGAACCAGAACCAGAAAGUGAUUCGAAAUUUUGGCUCGAAGAAGACGACAUAGGCGAUUUCUAA
Serendipita indica DSM 11827 is the source of this 414-nucleotide messenger RNA. Lineage: Eukaryota; Fungi; Basidiomycota; Agaricomycetes; Sebacinales; Serendipitaceae. The record is from the annotation of a GenBank genome assembly.